CAAAAUUGGUGUAAGGUGUAACCUUCCUCGUUGUGACAUCAGCAGUGCUGUUUGUAUGGCAGACUUGUCAAACCGGUGUUGGAGGCUGCAGGAGUGCUGACACCAUUCAGACGGCAGAGCCAGGAGAAACCCACCUGUGUCGCCGCCUUUAAGUGUGUUGGCUCUGUUCAAUAAUCCCUUACCCAAAGUUUUCUUGACCAAUUGUGCACAUGGAAAGAAGGAGCAACUUUAGGUGAAACGGUCGGUGCAUCAAGUGAAACGAGGAAAGACGAAACCUGACUGUGCGAAGCAGAGAUACAACCCAGAUAGGAUGGCAACGAAUGGGCUCGAAAAGACAACCGGUAUGGAGGGCGAUAUGGACCUCCAGUUCCUCUUGCAGGGUGGAGACCUCCUCAAGGUCCGCUCUUCUAAAUGGAAGAAGACCCGCUACUUCAAACUCCAGGAGGACUGCAAGACCAUGUGGCAGGAAUCGAAGAAAUUCUUCAAGUCAAACCAGACCUUUUCCCUCGAUGACAUCUCAGCGGUGCGGAUGGGUCGCCAGUCAGAUGGCCUGAGGAAGAGCACAGAUGAGCAGGUGGAGGGUCGCUGCUUCUCCAUCAUUUUUAAGGGUCGCCGCAAGAACCUGGACCUCAUCGCCAGCUCAGACGAGGAGGCCAAGCAGUGGGUCAACAGCUUGCAGAAAUUGGUCUCCAACAUGAACAACCUGAGCCUCCAGCAUAGGACAGAGCAUUGGAUCUUUAGCUGCCUAAGGAAGGCUGACAAGAACAAAGAUAAUAAAAUGAGUCACUCUGAGAUAAAGGACUUCCUGCAUCUGAUCAACAUGGAUGUGGAUGACCUCUAUGCAGAGAUGCUCUUUGAGGAUUGUGACAAAUCCAAAUCAGGAUACCUGUCUGGAGAGGAGAUCGAACAUUUCUAUGACCUGUUGACCCAUCGGGAGGAAAUCGAUGUGAUCUACGGAGAGUACGCGAAAACGACAGGCUUCAUGAGUCCUGAAAACCUGGUGGACUUCCUGAUGAAAGAACAGAGAGAGAAAGCCUCACUGGCUGACGCUCACAAGAUUAUCGAGAAGUUCGAGCCAGAUGAAAAUGCCAAGGCGAAGAAACUUCUGUCCAAAGAUGGCUUCAUCAUGUACAUGCACAAACCAGAGGCCAUGAUCCUCAAUACAGAUCACAAAGAGUUGUACCAGGACAUGAGUCAGCCCCUCAAUCACUACUUUAUCUCCUCCUCGCACAACACCUAUCUCAUGGAGGACCAGCUCAAAGGGCCCAGCAGCACCGAGGCAUAUGUCAGGGCACUCCUGAAGGGCUGCCGCUGUGUGGAGCUGGACUGCUGGGACGGAUCAGAUGACGAGCCAGUGAUCUACCACGGCUACACACUUACCUCAAAAAUCCUCUUCAAAGACGCAAUCAAAGCCAUCAAGGAGUAUGCCUUUAAGACAUCCGAUUACCCAGUCAUCCUCUCCUUGGAGAACCACUGCUCUGUGGAGCAGCAGGAAGUCAUGGCCCGCCACAUGAGCUCUAUCCUGGGCAGUGCACUCAUCACUUCCCCCCUGGGGGACGGCAUGCCCACAAAUUUCCCAUCUCCAGAGGAGCUAAAGGGGAAAUUCCUGAUCAAAGGGAAAAGGUUAAACAAACUGGAGGCCAGCUUUGCUUCUGAGGCAGCAGAAGCUGAUGACGAGGAUGUGACGGAGGAGGAAGAGUCAAAUGAGGAAGACGAGGAUGAAGAAAUGGAGAAAGAGGAAAGCAAGAAAAAGAAGCAAAAAAUGGCCAAAGAGCUGUCCGACAUGGUGAUCUACUGUAAGAGUGUCCACUUCCAUGGCUUUGAGGAGGCAAGGAAAAACCAGAGCUUCUACGAGAUGUCAUCUUUCAAGGAGGGGAAGGCCAUGAAACUGGCAGAGGAGUCGGCUAAUGCCUACGUCCGUCAUAAUGUGGAGAAGUUGAGUCGCAUCUAUCCAGCAGGCAUCAGGACAGACUCCUCCAACUACAGCCCAGUGCCUCUGUGGAAUGCUGGCUGUCAACUUGUGGCCUUAAACUUCCAAACAAACUGCCCAGACAUGGACGUAAACCAGGGCAGAUUCCUGGUUAACGGAAAGAGCGGCUACAUCCUGAAACCGGCCUACAUGAGGGACGUAGGCACAGAGUUUGACCCCAUCACCCUGACCCGAGGAGACUGGCUGAAGCACAAGACGCUCCAUGUCAUGAUCAUAUCAGCCCAACAGCUCCCCAAAGUGAACAACAAGAAAUCCUCCAUCGUGGACCCGCUGGUGAAAGUGGAGGUGUUCGGGGUGCCGGCUGAUGUCGAUGAGAAAAAGACCAGUGCGAUUGAGAACAAUGGUUUUAACCCGUCAUGGAACGAAAACUUCCAGUUUGAUGUGUAUGUGCCAGACCUAGCAAUGGUGCGCUUCCUCAUUGAAGACCAUGACUCCACGUCUGAUAAUGAGUUUGUUGGACAGUACACGCUUCCAUUCAACAGCUUAAAGAUGGGAUACAGACAUGUGCCUCUGCUCAAUAAGAACGGAGACAUUCUCCCCUCAGCUGGACUCUUUGUACACGUCAUGGUCCUCGAUGCUGAGUAAGACAUCACCGACUCGCAUGUGCCUCUGCAGGACCCUGGAUCUCCACUACACAGCCAUGUUUUAUCUGGUUUUAAUUGGAUUUUUAUAUUCUGUUUUUUUUCUGCCUCUAUAGAUUUAGUUUAUGGUUAAGUCAUUGGCUUAAUUCCAGUAGUUUCUUCUUAAAGGCGGGAUUCUUCACAGAGGUGUGUUAAACUAAAGAUCUCCAUCUGCAGCUGUACAUUAGUUGUAUUGGGUGUAUACAUGGAGAUACUGUACAUACACACUUUAUAAUGUUCCAUCACAUUACAUGGACUAUUAUGCAAACUGUUUGAAUUGGUUUGUAUGAGUUGCACUAGUGUUAUACCAUGUUCAGUUUGCGAUGACAUUGGAUUCUUUUUUUUAAGCUUGUGUCCUCAUUUCUGCUUA
This is a messenger RNA of Larimichthys crocea (large yellow croaker), 2980 nucleotides long. RefSeq names its product 1-phosphatidylinositol 4,5-bisphosphate phosphodiesterase delta-1. The record is from RefSeq and is a predicted model, not a curated record. Gene Ontology annotation, cellular component: plasma membrane. The coding region runs from base 311 to 2575 and encodes 754 amino acids. NCBI's taxonomy places the organism in Eukaryota, Metazoa, Chordata, Actinopteri, Sciaenidae. Gene Ontology annotation, molecular function: calcium ion binding; phosphatidylinositol-4,5-bisphosphate phospholipase C activity. The transcript has 15 exons. Gene Ontology annotation, biological process: lipid metabolic process; intracellular signal transduction.